Molecule: messenger RNA, 1365 nt
Organism: Rhododendron vialii
Lineage: Eukaryota; Viridiplantae; Streptophyta; Magnoliopsida; Ericales; Ericaceae
Product: syntaxin-124-like
Exons: 2
Coding region: 270-1184 (304 amino acids)
Biological process (GO): vesicle fusion; exocytosis; intracellular protein transport
Cellular component (GO): SNARE complex; plasma membrane; endomembrane system
Molecular function (GO): SNAP receptor activity; SNARE binding
Source: RefSeq, a predicted model, not a curated record
CUCUGCUGCCAAUGCCAUUUAUAGAUGACCGUUAAGCUUUCUGUUGCCACCUCUCUUCAUCCUCAUCAAAACAAUAGGUGUUGGAGAAGAGAUUGAAGCCCCAAAACCCUUUUUAUGAUCUCAGAAUCAAAUAAUAAUUACAAGAAACAAAUAGGGAUUGAUUGUUCCAUUUCUUCUCUUAAUUUUCUUUGAACUAUUCUAUUGGGUUCCGCCGUUGGAACGAAAAAAUCCGUUUGCAACGAAGAUCGUUACAUAGAAAUUCGGCAAGGAUGAAUGAUCUAUUCUCGGGCUCGUUCAAAAGGUACACGGACCUGAAGCAACAGACGCACUUGGACGACGUGGAGACCGGCCAGGCCGGGAACGAGGGUAAUCUCGACCGGUUCUUUCAGGACGUCGAGAAUGUCAAGGAAGACAUGAGGAGCGUCGAGCAACUCUACCAGAGGUUGCAUGAAUCCAACGAGGAGAGCAAAACCGUGCACAAUGCCAAAACCAUGAAAGAGGUCCGAGCCCGAAUGGACUCGGACGUUGCCCACGUCUUGAAACAGGUCAAGCUCAUCAAGAGGAAACUCGAAGCCCUAGAGCAGUCGAACGCAACCCACCGGAAGCUUCCAGGUUGCGGGCCCGGGUCGUCCGCGGACCGAACCAGGAUUUCAGUGGUUGGCGGGUUGGGAAAGAAACUCAAGGAUAUGAUGGACGAUUUCCAGGAAUUGAGGGGGAAAAUGGCGGCUGAAUACAAGGAAACGGUAGAGCGUAGGUACUUUACAAUUACGGGAGAGAAGGCAAAUGAAGAAACCAUUGAGAACUUGAUUUCAAGCGGUGAAAGCGAGAAUUUCAUGCAAAAGGCAAUUCAGGAACAGGGGAGGGGUCGGAUUCUGGACACUAUAUCAGAGAUUCAGGAGAGACAUGACGCGGUGAAGGAGAUUGAAAAGAACUUGCUCGAGCUGCACCAGGUGUUCUUGGACAUGGCAGCCUUGGUGGAGGCACAAGGUCACCAGCUCAACGACAUCGAGAGCCACGUGGCCCACGCAAGCUCGUUCGUGAGGCGUGGGACCGAGCAACUGCAGGAGGCCCGGGUACAUCAAAAGAGCUCUAGGAAGUGGACGUGCUACGCCAUCCUGCUAGGGAUUGUUCUUGUUGUCGUCAUCCUUUUCCCGCUCUUGGCUCCGUUGCUGCUUCCAAAGUAGAAAGAGAGAGAGAUUGGACUACUUUGCCCUGGGAGUUGGAGAACAGGUUUUCUAAUGUCCAGAUACGAUAUACGAGCAUAUGUGUUUGUGUGUGUAUAUUAGAGAGAAUAGAUGGAUGGCAUAGCAGGAAGAAUGAUAAUAGGUUUCGGGCAUUAUUGAAAAAGAGUGUGUUUCUGCAAUG